Messenger RNA from Eufriesea mexicana, 1170 nucleotides. RefSeq names its product Actin-related protein 10 (gene Arp10). NCBI's taxonomy places the organism in Eukaryota, Metazoa, Arthropoda, Insecta, Hymenoptera, Apidae. The transcript has 5 exons. The coding region runs from base 35 to 1168 and encodes 377 amino acids. The record is from RefSeq and is a predicted model, not a curated record.
UCCAUUGCAGUCUGUCAGAAAAUUACCUGUCAAGAUGAUGCGUACUUACGAAGACCUUCGAUUACUUAGAGAGAACAAAGUGGUGAUAUUCGAUAUUGGUAGUGCAUACACAAAAUUUGGUUAUGCUGGCGAACCUAAUCCACGCGGUAUAAUAAGAACAGAAAUUAAGUGCCCAGAAACAAAAGAGCUUCGAAAAAUCUAUGAUUAUAAAAAUACGGAGGAUUUGUAUCAAUUACUUGUUGAAUUUCUCCAUGUCUUAUUUUUUAGACACGUUUUAAUAAGUCCAAAGGAUAGUAGAGUCAUCAUUUUAGAAUCUCUGUUAGCUCCCACACAAUUUAGGGAUACAUUGGCAAAGGUAUUGUUUAGACACUUUGAAAUUGGAUCCAUAACAUUUUUACCUGCUCAUUUAGCAAGCAUUGGCACCUUAGGUGUCAAUUCUGCUUUAGUUUUGGAUGUUGGGUAUAAGGAAGCUACGUUAAUUCCAAUUUUUGAACGUAUACCAAUCUUAAAAGCAUGGCAAGCUCUUCCUUUGGGUGGAAAAGUCAUACAUGAAUAUUUGAUGAAAUCUUUAAAGGAAAUAUAUCCCAAUGUAGAUAUCACAGAGAAACUUGUAGAAGAUAUAAAAGUAAGAACAUGUUUUGUUACUACAUUGGAGAGAGCAGCUAAAUUAGCAACAGCAGAAAUGCCUAAUCCUCCACCAGCAGUUAAAUAUCCUGGAAUUAAGAGUAUUAUUAUACCUGGUGAAGUUAGAGAGAAAGCAUUUGAAAUGUUAUGGGAAAGGGAUAAUGACAAUCUUAGUAUAUCAACAAUGAUCCUAAAUGCUAUUAUGCAGUGUCCAAUAGAUACUAGACGAACUUUAGCAGAAAAUAUACUUUUAAUUGGUGGUACAACAAUGGCAAAAGGUUUUGCAAGUCGUCUUAAAUCCGAACUUUUAACUCUUGUAAAGAGUAAUAUCUAUUUUGAGAAAUUAAAAAUUGAAACAUUUAUGUAUCACACUGCACCUAGUAAACCUAAUUAUACAGCAUGGUUAGGUGGUGCUAUUUUUGGAACUGUAAACUUACCAGUGAGGUAUUUAACAAAAGAGAAUUAUUUAAAAUCUGGUAGAGUUCCAGAUUGGGUCAAUUUGAUGGAUAAUCAAAAAGACGAAUCAUUUGCUUAUAAUAUUUAAGA